Oncorhynchus gorbuscha (pink salmon) is the source of this 4599-nucleotide messenger RNA. RefSeq names its product zinc finger protein DPF3-like. The transcript has 12 exons. The record is from RefSeq and is a predicted model, not a curated record. NCBI's taxonomy places the organism in Eukaryota, Metazoa, Chordata, Actinopteri, Salmoniformes, Salmonidae. Gene Ontology annotation, cellular component: nucleus. The coding region runs from base 131 to 1165 and encodes 344 amino acids.
CUCAGAACUGCAAGACGCUGAUAUUGCUUUACAGUGUAGCAAAAUGGCGGCUGUCAUUCAGAACCCACUAAAAGCGGAACGGCCCAUGACCCGCCAUCCCUGAUUGUAUGCCGACAGAGCAGUACAGAGGAUGAAGAGGUUGGGUGACCAGUUCUACAAAGAGGCCAUUGAGCAGUGCCGCAGCUACAAUGCCCGCCUGUGUGCCGAGCGCAGCGUGCGCCUGCCCUUCCUGGACUCCCAGACCGGUGUGGCACAGAACAACUGCUACAUCUGGAUGGAGCGCCACCAUCGCAGCCCUGGGGUGGCUGCAGGUCAGAUGUAUACAUACCCUGCCCGCUGCUGGAGGAAGAAGAGACGGCUGCACACCUCCAUGGACCCUCGUCUACGCCUCUGUGGCCUACAGCUAGAUGGAGGACUCCCAGGCAAGGAUACGCUUCCCACACAGGACACCACACUGGAGGCUCUUCUUAGAGGGGAGGGCCUAGACCAGAGGACCAACUCUAAGGAUGAGGAGAGUCUGCUAGAAAUCCAGAGGGUGUUGGAGGCUGACGCAGCUGAAGGUGCAUACAAUGACGAUGACUAUGAAGUGGACCCCCCAAAAAAAAGACACAGAGGAAAAGGCAGAGGUCGGGGUUCAGGCCGCAGGAGGACAGAGAUGGAUGACCAGGACAAGCCAUACCGCUGUGACAGCUUAAAAAUCCUUAUUGAACCUGUCUCCCUCCCUUCAUUGACACCGAGUGAAGAAGAUUUAACAGUCUGUGGGAAGCGCUACAAAAACCGUACGGGGCUGAGUUACCACUACACCCAUUCCCACCUGGCAGAGGAGAGGGGGUCCGAGUCCUCCCGGUCACCCUCCACACAACGCUCCGACAGACACAAACGUCAGAAGGGCCCAGGUGGGUCUGCCAGUACCAAUAACUACUGUAACUUGUGCCGGUGCACACCAGGCUCCAACAGGGGUAAAUCUGGGGAGAGGGUACCCUGCUCAGUCUGCCGAUGCUCCACUGGAUGCCCAGAAGAGAAGGACAGCAGGCCGUUUGCCAGGGCAGAAGAACUGUUUGGCACCACCUCAGAGAGCGACACGUCCACGUUUCACGGCUUUGAGGACGAUGAGCUUGAAGAGCCCUCGUCAAACGGCAAGGGGACAUCCAACCGAUACAGAUAGAGAACAACUUACUAGGUUUAAAGACUAUUUUUAAUAUGGAUAACCUCUAGCAAAAGUCUGCUGCUUCUUUUUAAAUGUUUUUGUUGUUGUUGUGGAAAGCACAAGUGAUUAUUUCAGGAGAGAAAUGCAAGAAGUGUUAUUUUAUUAUCUACUGAACCUUGUUUAAUAAUUUAUGAACAUGUUUUUUAUAUUAACUUUGAAAGCAACAAGAAACAGUGUUUCUUGACAAGUGACUUGCUCUUCAUGUGAAACUGAAGGAAGAAUCACUUCUUGGAUUUUUUCCCCCCUGGAACAGAAAAGGCAAUUAUGUUAUAAACAAACACUGGAACGUGGAUAUCAUUGUAUUGCUCUUUUUGGGAUGAUUUGCCAGUGAAAAUGAAAUUCAAUAAUUUAUCUGAAAUUAAACAACUUAAAUGAUAAACUUGAGUUUGGAUGGGGAAUGAAUGUCAACACCAACCCAUCCCUCGGCUUGUUGAUGUCACUGGAAUCACCAGGCAGUUUGGAAAGAGGAGCUUUUAGAUGACACCUCCACUGCUUCCUUCUCUGGAUUAUAAUAAUGUGUCAAUGAAGGAGUGGAGGAUUGACGUGUGUGGAUGAAGCAGAGGGCUAGGAAAGCAUAACAGAAGCAGGGCAUGGCUAGCUGAAAGGCGUACCAUGGAAUGAAGAUCCAGAGGGCUGUGAAGCCAGUGAGGGGUGAGGUUUAGGACCCUCAACACGGCCUCUACAUACCCCUCCACUGGACUCAAAAAAUCUAUCUAUCUGGCUGACAGUCAGACAACAUACAGCCAUCUAGCCAGCCUGCCUGCCAGCGACCACACAACCCCAUACUCUCUGACUCAGACAUUUUCUCUUUGAAUUUCCCCCCUGAGAAUAUGUAUUGAUUAUCCCAGACGGAACGUAGAAAACGAGUGGCUCCACAUACAGUGAGUCUCUCCUGCACUGCAAUACACUGUGCUGUACGGUACCUAUCCUGUAUAAGGAAAGGUCAGGGCUGUGGUUCUGUGCCCACAGAGUGUGUUUGAACCCUGUGUGUUGCUACUCUACGGCUGUGUCCACCAUGCUCAUGGGAUCCAAUAUGACACUGAGACGUCAUUAACUUCAUCACUGUGCCAGCCUGCGACCCAAUUGGGAACCAGCUCUGACGGCCAUAUUGACCCAGUGACCUGAUUGAACCACUCUGACCUCUAACUUCUGACCCCUGCCAUAGCGACAGUGCUGAACUCCCUCCGUCACUAAUACAACAAAACCUCUGGACUACUUAGACAUGCUCUUUUCUCCUCUCUCUUCUCUUGCUCUCUUUAAUGUCAAACUAAUGUAUAGUUUGCUUUAAUCCAAUCCAUCCUCAUGUUUCAGAAUUGUGCUAUAUUCCUUUGUUUUGAACAGAAUAUUGACAGAUCGGGUUCUUAGUGUCAUUUAAGUGUAUCUGCUGAUUAUUCUGAUGUCUUCUGUUUGUUCUGGCUUUGUUGAUAUGUCUUUCUACAAUACCUACUAUUACUACUACAGUACUACUACUCAGGCAUAUGAUUUGUACUGCUGUUGAUUGUUCUUGUGUCUGCAUAAGGAUGCAGUCAGUAUCAGGCCAUUCUCCCCUGCCUGCCUCAUGAUGUAUUCUAUUGGUCAAAAGGAUAGAAAUAACUGAUGAGGGUAUUGACAAGGAAUCAGAAAGGGCAAUAAAAUAAAAUGAAUGCCACAGAGUUUAGUCAUCACACUAACACAUGUCUAUUUAGCCCAGCUUUAACAAACCAUUGCAAUAACAAAACAUUCUGAACUGUGUCCAACUGAGUUCUUGGGCACAUUACUCCAAUUUCUCUCCUUCCUCUGAUUCCUCAAACACUUUUGUCCAGAAUCACUUAUUGGUAACUGCCAAAAUAAAGAAGAUACAAAGUAAAUGAAGGAUACAAAGUAUAUUGAAAGCAGGUGGUUCCACACAGCUGUGGUUCCUGAGUUAAUUAAGCAAUUAAAACAUCCCAUCAUGCAUAGGGUGAUGUAUAAAAAUGCCCAGUUGCCCAUAUUUUUUAGCUACCAUGGCUAGAAGAAGUGAUUUUGAAAGAGGGGUCUGAAAAGAGCAUAGCUAGAGGGUUAAAAGUGUUUGGGUGUGUGUCCAUGUGUGCAUGCUUGCAUUUUUUAAUGGAUGGGGAUAAGCAAUUGAACACUUAUUGGAGAUUCUGGAGUGGCACCUGAGACAGCGUUUUCCACCACCAUCAACAAAACACCAACAUGAUGGAAUUUCUCAUGGAAGAAUGGUGUUGCAUCCCCCCAAUAUAGUUCCAGACACUUGUAGAAUCUAUAAUCUAUUUGAUCUGUUCUGGCUGUUAGUGGUGUCCAACGCCCUAUUAAGACACUUUAUGUUGGUGUUUACUUUAUUUUGCCAGUUACCUAUACAUGCCAUGUGUACAUAAUGCGAGGAGAGUUAUGUACAAUUGCAGAAGAGCUGUAAAACAAUGUUAUGUGACAUUUUGAUUUGAGUGCUAUAUUAGGCAUAGAUACUUUGUGAAGUGUAAAGGGUGCUUGGGAUAUUGAGCCAAAAACAUGUUGAUGUAUUGUAUAUCUGUCACACAGUCAUGUGUCCUUCCAUGUGGUCAUAUGAGCAAGUUAGUUGUUCCAUUAGCUAAAAUAACCUGAAAAUGCAAGAUAGCAUUUAAAUAGAAAGGAAUGUCUUAAAUGUUGGCACAUUAGACACUCAAUACAGAUUCUUAACACUGAAUUCCCUCAGGGAUACCUUCAUCCACAGUUUCUAGGUCUUUUUUAUGGAUAAUUAUUUUGGUAAUCAGCAACAACCUCCCUAUCAAUUACAUGGUCACCAGUCAUUUUGGAAUGACAACCUGGUACUGAUGUAGGCUCUUAAUUUGACCUUUAUUGUUGCAGCAAAAUAAUCCUACAGCAACAAUUUUGCCUGAUCGGUGGUCAGGCUAUUAACUAGUCAAAAUGAGGCUACAUGAAAAGUGUUAUAUUGUUAAUAUAACUGUGUUAGUGCAGGUUUUCAAUUAAUUAAUCUGCAAAUUCUCAGCAGCAAAAGAGUGAUCAAAUUAAAGUCUUACAUCUGUAUUAACCCGCCUGGAGUCAGCGGAGAGUGUGUGGUUUACGUUUUCUUUCACUGGUGACUUCCUCUAACAAACGGGUCUAGCAUGGUGCACUUCUAAACAACACUCAUUAAAGUCAGUGAUGUCUGUAUAGAAACAAGUGUCAUCACCACCAAUCAUAUAAUCUUGCAUAGCCUGCAUACCUCGUCAAAGACGGCAAUAAACCCAAGAGCUCUCAGCAAGCCUUCCUGAGUUAGCGGGGAGUGCAGGGGUUGGAAUGGAGCCAAGAACAGAUUAAAUGGACUUGACCGGUUUAUCUUCAACUGUAAAUAACUAAAAUCGAGAGAAUUAAGUCUUUGUUUGUUAAACUAUUUUUAUUGUAAUGAAAGAAAAUAAAGAAUGAGACUCCGCCCA